AUGGCGAUGCUAUUUGGCUUCGGACAAUCAGCAGAAAUCCAGAUUCGGCUCUCGAACGAGGAUAGUCGGAAAGUGGUGAAGGCGCGCGGCGACGAUGGCAAUCUGCAUGACAAUUUUCUCUACUACGACGGUGAAUCGGUGGCAGGAACAGUGCAUAUUAAUUUGAAGAAGGCGAAUCACAAAUUUGAGCAUCAAGGAAUCAGAAUUGAGUUCAUUGGGCAAAUCGAGGUGUACUAUGAUCGUGGAAAUCAGCAAGACUUCAUUUCGCUGACUCGUGAGCUGGCUCGUCCCGGUGAUCUCACACAGAAUGCACAGUUUCCGUUUGAGUUCAAUAAUGUUGAGAAGCCGUUUGAGACUUAUAUGGGAACCAAUGUCAAGCUGAGAUACUUCCUCCGGGUUACUGUAAUCAGAAGGCUCACAGACCUGACAAAGGAAAUCGACCUAGUUGUUCACGCCCUCAGCAGCUAUCCUGACAAUGAUAAAUCGAUUAAAAUGGAAGUUGGAAUCGAGGAUUGCCUUCACAUCGAAUUCGAGUACAACAAGAACAAAUAUCAUCUUCAGGAUGUGAUCGUUGGGAAAAUCUACUUCCUUCUGGUUCGUAUCAAGAUCAAGUACAUGGAGAUUGCGAUUCUAAAAACGGAAAUCGUCGGAUCCGGACCCAACACUUUCAAAGAGUCGGAGACAGUUGCGAAGUUUGAGAUUAUGGACGGGGCGCCUGUUCGUGGAGAAUCCAUUCCAAUUCGGCUGUUCCUGGCUGGGUACGAUUUGGCACCAUCGAUGAGAGACGUUGGAAAGAAGUUUUCAGUCAAGUACUUCUUGAAUUUGGUGCUGAUCGAUGAGGAGGAUCGCAGAUAUUUCAAGCAACAGGAAGUGACCCUCUGGCGAAAAGCUGACAAAGCGAUGCGUCGUCCAGGAUCAGACGAUGAGGAGCCACAGACAAGUAUCCCAGGAACCCAAAAGUUCACAGCUCCUUCUAUCGAACAUCCGAAGCCAGAAUCCCCGAGAUCCGAUCCAAAAAGUGGAUCCACGAGUCCUGAUGAUAAUUCUGAUUCUUCAUAA
Molecule: messenger RNA, 1059 nt
Organism: Caenorhabditis briggsae
Lineage: Eukaryota; Metazoa; Nematoda; Chromadorea; Rhabditida; Rhabditidae
Gene: Cbr-vps-26
Product: Protein CBR-VPS-26
Exons: 5
Coding region: 1-1059 (352 amino acids)
Biological process (GO): intracellular protein transport; retrograde transport, endosome to Golgi
Cellular component (GO): endosome; retromer complex
Source: RefSeq, a predicted model, not a curated record